This is a messenger RNA of Pollicipes pollicipes, 1030 nucleotides long. Its product is annotated as beta-arrestin-1. NCBI's taxonomy places the organism in Eukaryota, Metazoa, Arthropoda, Thecostraca, Pollicipedomorpha, Pollicipedidae. Gene Ontology annotation, molecular function: G protein-coupled receptor binding. Gene Ontology annotation, biological process: signal transduction; G protein-coupled receptor internalization. The record is from RefSeq and is a predicted model, not a curated record. Gene Ontology annotation, cellular component: cytoplasm.
AGGACGUCGGGUGGGGUCCGGGUCCGUGCCGCGGUGGGUGUCGUGUAGAUGAGCUCUUUUCGGUUGGAGUUACCGUGACUAGCGUUUCCUUGGAAAGCACGUACAAAGCUGUAGUGAAUUCUGUGCCGAAUGGGCCCUGCCGUGCUGUUGAUUUGGUAAACUCAAGUUAUUGAAUUGGCCUGUCUUCGUUGUGGGAUGGAUGACAAAUAGUCGCUGUGAAACAAACAUUGGUCAUCAUGGCGGACACCAGCAACAGCAAACGGCAGGGUACAAGGGUCUUCAAGAAGAGCUCACCCAAUGGCAAAAUCACCGUGUACCUGGGGAAGCGGGACUUCGUCGACCACAUCACCCACGUCGAUCCCAUAGAUGGCGUUGUGCUCGUGGAUCCCGAGUACCUGCGCGACCGCAAGGUCUACGGCCACGUGCUGGCGGCGUUCCGCUACGGCCGCGAAGACCUGGACGUGCUGGGCCUGACGUUCCGUAAGGACCUGUACCUCGCCUGGGAGCAGAUCUACCCGCAGCUGGAGACCAGCAAGCGACCGCCCACCAGGCUACAGGAGCGGCUGAUCAAGAAGCUCGGCUCAAACGCCUUCCCGUUUUUCUUUGAGCUUCCUCCGCACUGUCCUGCCUCGGUCACCCUGCAGCCCGCCCCAGGGGACACCGGCAAGCCAUGUGGCGUCGACUACGAGCUGAAGACGUUCGUGGGCGACCACUCCGAUGACAAGGCGCACAAGAGGAACUCAGUGCGGUUAGCCAUCCGCAAGAUCAUGUACGCGCCGUCCAAGCCGGGCGAACAGCCGUCGGUAGAGACCAGCAAGGAGUUCAUGAUGUCGCCCAACAAGCUGCACCUGGAGGCCUCGCUUGACAAAGACAUCUACUACCACGGCGAACCCAUCAACGUCAACGUGCACGUGCAGAACAACUCGAGCAAAACCAUGAAGAAGGUGCGCGUCUCAGUGCGCCAGUUCGCCGACAUCUGCCUCUUCUCGACGGCGCAGUACAAGUGUUCGGUGGCCGAAGUGGAAUCCGA